CAGGAUUUACUUCUUGUGCACAGAUUUUUCCAACUUCUCUCUCGGAAAAUUCCCUCAUGUACAAAACUAAAAAAUCCUCUUAGAGUUUGAUUGCUUUCGAAUGUCUUUCCCCGUUCUCGGGGAACACUUAAUUGCAAUCAAUCCUCUCAAUGGAUUUUAUCACAUCGCCUCAUGGAGUAGUCGCUUUUUCUUGCGCUCUGUCUCUAAAAAAGGCUUUUCUAUUUAAUUGUCUGGCGCUCUUUACAAAAUGCCCGAGUAUAUUUCCCGAGAAAUGACAUCAGAAUGAACAAACUUAAAUGAUUCAUAGCACUGGUUUGACUUUCUCUCAGGUGGUUAUGUUCUUUAUAUUUCACAAUAUCAUGUUUUUUGCACCCCAUACGCGCGGGACUCAUCUUGAUUGUUUGCCAACUUAUUAUAGAACCGACGACUAUCCAAAGUACGCGGGUUUCCAUUGAAUCGUACAGAAAGAUUGCUUCUGGAGUGGUUUGAAAGGUGAAUUGAUUGGUAAUUAAAAAUGAUCAAUUGAUUGUAAUUUAUCACAUGGCGUCUGUCGUGAAAAUCGGUCACUGUUGUCGUCAUUGUUGUGGCAACAAAUGAGGCGAUACAAUUUAUUAAUUUUCACUCAUUGAAAUGAAAAAUUAAACGUCGAAGCAUUUCUGUGAAUGGAAGAAAAGGUUUUUUCCCUUUUGCGCGCUCACAAUCAAAUAUGAGUGAUGUUUCAGUUUUUUUUGUGCAAAAAACGCAAGAAAAAAAGUUAAAUUAAAGAAGAAAAAAAUUAGUGGCAAAAACACCAUGUGAAUAAUUGUUUGGACAAGUGGAAGAGUGAUAAGAUAAGGAGGGAAAAUUUAACAGCAAAGUAUAAAUAAGUCUGGGUUAUUUUGUACUGCCUCAGUUUAGAAAUUUCACUCGAAUUUUGCAUUACAAAGUGUGUGUGGAUAUUCAAGGAAGACUCACGAUGAAGUUCUCAGUGGGAUUAAUUGUCUUGGCGGUAUUCUGUGGUGUUCUCUAUGCCCAGAGUCAUAACAUUCAAUGGGGCAAUCAGACGCACUAUGACCGCUUGUUGCACCGUGAAUUUGUACAUAAAUCCUCAAAGUGGAUGCAGGUCGUUACCCAUGAAGUUAACUGGCCAAAUAGAACUCAAGCAGCUCAAGCUAGGAAUGCAACAAUAACAUACAUUCGUGCCAUGGAUCAAUAUGUAAAUGGCAAGGGUGGAUACGCAACCCUGAGAGCUGGUGGUGUUGGAUUCAAUCACACAGAGGUUCGAUUUAAAUCACAGAGAAGCCAGGGGAUCGACUUCAUCUUGGAGAUUUAUGGGCACUAAUUGUGUGGUCAGCAUGGGAAUUGGUUUGGAAGCUUUAGCACCUCCGUCUGAUUGCUCUUCCACAAAUUGCUCUCACAACCUGUUAAUUAUUUAUUUUUUUCUCCCUGCUCCCCCAAAAUUUCGCUGCAAGAAUAAAAAAUUCUGUGAGUUCUA
This is a messenger RNA of Lutzomyia longipalpis, 1474 nucleotides long. Its product is annotated as probable salivary secreted peptide. Lineage: Eukaryota; Metazoa; Arthropoda; Insecta; Diptera; Psychodidae. The coding region runs from base 956 to 1321 and encodes 121 amino acids. The record is from RefSeq and is a predicted model, not a curated record. The transcript is spliced from 2 exons.